Messenger RNA from Clavispora lusitaniae ATCC 42720, 1317 nucleotides. RefSeq names its product acetyl-CoA C-acetyltransferase (gene ERG10). Gene Ontology annotation, molecular function: acetyl-CoA C-acetyltransferase activity. NCBI's taxonomy places the organism in Eukaryota, Fungi, Ascomycota, Pichiomycetes, Serinales, Metschnikowiaceae. Gene Ontology annotation, cellular component: mitochondrion. The record is from RefSeq and is a predicted model, not a curated record. Gene Ontology annotation, biological process: ergosterol biosynthetic process; fatty acid beta-oxidation.
AUGGAUGUAUCCUGCACAGUACGCGUGUCGUAUAGCGCUCGCUUACUACUUAACAGUCUUUGUUUCCACCGCAUCUUUUUGAGGUACUUCCUUCUACAUUUUUUUUGCCCCAUGCCUUCUGUUUACAUUGUUUCGACCGCCAGAACUCCCAUCGGCGCUUUCCAAGGAAAAUUGAGCUCGCUCUCUUACACCGACUUGGGAGCUCAUGCUGUCAAGGCCGCUUUGGAAAAAGUUCCACAAAUCAAACCUGAAGACGUGGAAGAAAUCAUUUUCGGCGGUGUCUUGCAGGCCAACGUUGGCCAGGCCCCUGCCAGACAAGUUGCCUUGAAGGCUGGCCUUCUGGAAGCCGUUGUUGCGUCCACCAUCAACAAGGUUUGUGCUUCGGGUAUGAAGGCGGUCAUCUUGGGCGCCCAAACGAUCUUGACCGGUACUGCUGACAUUGUUGUUGCCGGAGGAGCCGAGUCCAUGUCCAACGUGCCAUACUACCUUCCUUCUGCUCGUUCAGGUGCUCGUUACGGUAACGCUACCAUGGUGGAUGGUGUUCAGCAAGAUGGUUUGUUGGACGUUUACGAACAAAAGUUGAUGGGCGUGGCUGCAGAGAAAUGUGCCGCCGACCACAACAUCACACGUGAGCAGCAGGACGAGUUUGCCCUUGGCUCAUACCACAAGGCACAACGUGCCACCGCCGAGGGCAAGUUUGCUGCCGAAAUUGCUCCAGUCACCAUCAAGGGCACGCGUGGCAAGCCAGACACGGUAGUCAGCGAGGACGAGGAGCAGGCCAAGCUUGACGAGGCCCGUUUGAAGUCCGCUCGUCCUGUGUUCCAGAAGGAAAACGGAACUGUGACCGGCCCUAACGCCUCGAAGUUGAACGACGGUGGUGCUGCGCUUGUUUUGGUCUCUGAGGCCAAGUUGAAGCAGUUGGGAUUGACUCCUCUCGCCACCAUCAAGGGUUGGGGUGAGGCAGCUAGAGCUCCUUUCGACUUCACCAUCGCUCCAUCUUUGGCCAUUCCAAAGGCCAUCAAGCAUGCCAACGUGUCUUACGACGACGUUGACUUUUACGAGUUGAACGAGGCGUUUUCUGUUGUGGGCUUGGCCAACGCACAAAUUUGCAACUUGCCUCUUGAAAAGAUCAACGUCUACGGUGGAGCUGUUGCUUUGGGCCACCCAUUGGGAUGCUCUGGUGCUAGAAUCAUUGUGACAUUGAUCUCUGUCUUGUCGCAAGAAAACGGAAAGAUUGGUGUUGCUGGUGUGUGCAACGGUGGAGGAGGAGCCUCUGCUAUUGUUAUUGAACGCGUGGACCCAGAGUCUAAGUUGUAA